CUCGUGAUCGUUGGCAACAAUGACGAACGGAUCUUUUUGAGUAACGAUUUUUUAGGUUAUCUCGCAUACUCAACGUAAACCCAUCUCGAGCUGCGCGUCUGCAGGAUAUUAGCAAAAUGUCCAGGAGGAAUCCCGGAGACGAUUAUAGAAAAGGGUCAAGUGUCUACAGAACCGAGGACAGGAGAGAGGAUGAUAGAGGUAGGGACCGCUCGCCACUCAGGUCAGAGGAACGUUGCGAUGUGGACGAUACCGAUCAGUCAGAUGUGAAGAAACAGAAGUUGGCGUUCGGCUUUGGGAAAAAGACUGGCAAUGAACAGAAGAAGGGAAUCCAGAUUAAAUUAGGUUCUGUCUCUAAGUCAACUGUGAAAGCAGCACCAGCACAAAAACCAACAGUGGCCUCGGUAUUCAAUGCGGACGACGACGACGAACCAGAGGAGAUGCCAGCAGAAGCAAGGAUGAGGAUGCGAAAUAUCGGGCGUGAAACACCAACAUCAGCCGGGCCAAAUUCGUUUGGCAAGACAAAACAGGGAUUCUGCGAUUCGAAAAAGAUAUUCGAAAAAACGCUGAAGAAAGCAAUGGAGGAGGCAAACAAAUGAUUUUGCUUAUAUGUAAAUACAUAUAUGUAUUACAUAUAUGUAUAAGAGUGUGUGUAUACUGAAAAAUUACUUGUACAUUAAUUUAAAAUGAUUAUUAGAAACUUUGUUCUUGCUGAUCCAAUGCAAAUAUUUUUAUGAAAUGUAAGUAACUCAUUGGCAGAAUUCAGACUUAAAGUUUCGCUUCAAGAUUAAAGGGGAUAGCUGAUAUGUGCACAUCAUGUAUAGUAAAUCUUCAUCUAUAAAGUAUAUUCUCACUCUAGUGCAUUUAACGAUUUCAAGUUUUUCCCAUAUAAUAUCAAAUAAAUAACUUAUUAUGAACUCUAUUACUUUGAGAUAAAAUAUCGCAAUAGUCGAUUUUUCUCUCGAAAUAUAAUAAAUAAUAAAGGUAAUAAUAUUACUCUA
This is a messenger RNA of Solenopsis invicta (red fire ant), 998 nucleotides long. Its product is annotated as PEST proteolytic signal-containing nuclear protein. NCBI's taxonomy places the organism in Eukaryota, Metazoa, Arthropoda, Insecta, Hymenoptera, Formicidae. The transcript is spliced from 3 exons. Gene Ontology annotation, cellular component: nucleus. Gene Ontology annotation, biological process: proteasome-mediated ubiquitin-dependent protein catabolic process; protein ubiquitination. The coding region runs from base 117 to 596 and encodes 159 amino acids. The record is from RefSeq and is a predicted model, not a curated record.